AAUGACUUCAUGGAUAUUUGGAUAUGAUUGCGGAUCAAUUCAAAAAAAUGGUUAUAAGUCUUUUCCUUGUGAUUUUUCCAUCUUUAAUCAGGUUAUUUGCGAAUCGAGAGUGGGCGCUUUACAUAACUAUAAUCUUAGUCAAUAUGACGUUCUAAAUACGCCGAAUUUUAAGGAAUGUCCCAAAAAUACUUUCCUAUGCAAACCAGAAUUGAUAUGCAUCAGUCUAAUGAAUGUAUGCAAUCAAAGAAUAGAUUGUCCUAGCGGAAAUGACGAAUUAAAUUGUAAAGAUAUAAAUACUUUCAUUUGCGAUUCCGGAGAAGAGAUAAAUACAAAUCUAAUUUGCAAUUAUAUUCCCGAUUGUAAAGAUGCCAGCGAUGAAAGGAAUUGCCAGAAAACUUGCACACGAGUUAAAAACUUUCAAUGCAAAAAUGGACAAUGUAUUGAUAGUGUUAAAGUAUGUAAUCGGGAAAAGAAUUGUAUUGAUGGAUCCGAUGAACAGUGUACAGAUAUUUGCGAAUCAACUUAUUGUGAUGGAAGAUGUUUAAGAGAAGAUGAAUUCUGUGAUUUAAGAAUGAUGUGUAAAGGUUUCCCUCCCCAAGACGAAAAUCCUGAUAUAUGUGUGUCAAAAAUCUUUCAGACCGAAACAACAAAGCAAAAACGUGAUCUAUGCAAAAUGGAAGAUAUAAGAUAUUUAUUAUCAAAACUUCAUACUUCUUCACAAGAUUAUAACAAGACUAACUGUAGAUUAGAAUAUGAUACUACAGGAUUCUUACGAACUAAAACACAAUUUCCAUUUCAACAAUUAGAGAAUUGUGUGAACCAGAAAUGCGAUUUAUAUAGUUACAAAUGCAAAUUUAAAGGUUAUUGCAUUCCUCUGUCGUUAAUUUGCGAUGGUAUAGUUCAUUGUAUACACGGAGACGAUGAAGAGAAUUGCGGUAGGUACUAG
Dimorphilus gyrociliatus is the source of this 946-nucleotide messenger RNA. Lineage: Eukaryota; Metazoa; Annelida; Polychaeta; Dinophilidae. The record is from the annotation of a GenBank genome assembly.